Salarias fasciatus (jewelled blenny) is the source of this 3277-nucleotide messenger RNA. It is a transcript of the gene abi3bpb, whose product is annotated as ABI family, member 3 (NESH) binding protein b. Bases 74 to 2518 code for a protein of 814 amino acids. Lineage: Eukaryota; Metazoa; Chordata; Actinopteri; Blenniiformes; Blenniidae. Gene Ontology annotation, molecular function: protein binding. The record is from RefSeq and is a predicted model, not a curated record. The transcript has 23 exons. Gene Ontology annotation, biological process: positive regulation of cell-substrate adhesion; extracellular matrix organization.
UCCCCGGCCGAACCAGUCCCGAAGCCGCUCGGUCCCACGUUCAGUGCAGUGGUCCUUCAUCCUGCUCCUCCUCAUGGCGGGCUCCUCGGUCCUCCUCCUCCUCCUCCUCCUGCUGGCCGUCACGCUGCAGCUCGUCCCGGCUCAGAGGAUCCGAGAGCGCCGUCAGAGCCUGAAGGUCCGGAUCAACGCCACCGACGACACCAUCGUCAUGACGUUUGUGCGUCCAAGUGCCGACGUGAAGCUGGAGGGCUACAUCCUGGGAUACGGCGGCGGCGUCUUCUCCAAACAGUUCAUCCCGCUUCCCGAGGACGGCGAGCCGUACCAAGCCGAGAUGGACGCUGAACCGAAGUACCUGAUCGCUGUUCAGCCGAUUCCAACCAAUGACGUUAAGAAGCACUGUACAGGUAAGGUCAACCUGGAAAAACCCCUGCACCUGGUGAUUGGUUCCGUGAGUCCAACGGCGGUCUUGUUGUCGUGGGGAAACAUGGCAAAGACGCCGUACGAAGGGAACAUCCUGGACGAAUGUCUUGAGGACGGGUUCUACACCAUCCGCUACAGGGAGAGGAACAGGAAGUGGAUCUACCAAACGUGUCCGACCAGCGACACUGUGGUUGACAACCUGAAGCCCAACACACCGUACGAGUUCGGCGUUCGCUCCAACAAGGACGAGAACAGCGGCACGUGGAGCAAACCAGUCGUCCACAACACCAACAUGGGCAAUAAAAACCCGCAGAAGACUUUUAAGCUGCGUAACCCACUCAUGAAUCCACUGAAGCCUCAUGGUCUUUUCCCUCCACGUCCCGCUCUGCACAAUGCCACCAGGGGGCGAUUUUCCACCAUACUGAAAAAUGGCGGCUUCCCUGGAGCUCCUCGCACCUUUGCGCCUCCUCUCGGCCAGCAGGAAACCGUCCCUCAGCCCACCCGCCCGUUGCUCGACACUGAGAACUUGGUUAGAAGUGCCCCACACCUUCCAGAGGACCCUCCAAUCGCCCCAUGGUUCCAAGCCACCCAGGCCCCUCAGACCAGUACCACUGUUGCCUCCCGCAUUACUGUCUCACCCACCAGCGGCCAUUCUUCUCACGGGCGGACCACUGAAGCAUCCAUUAAGGCACCAAACAAGCCACCACACUCCGCUGCUGUCAGCCAAUCAAAGGACAGAUCAGCAUUGUUGAGAUCUCUGGCCAAUGAGAGGGCUCAGACUAACAGCUGGGGUCUCAACAGCAGAUCUCUGAGCCCCAACAGCCCUGCAUUGCCCCAACAGACCGGAUCCGCGAGGCCCCUCUUUCCCCUCUAUAGACCCAACAGCUGGUCCCCGACCUCAGGGGUCCUUGGGGUGAACGGACAGCCGCAUGGCGGCAGCUCUGCGGUCAAACCGGCCUUAUGGUCCCGACCUAGACUUGGGUCUCCUGCUCGUCCGUCCAUUCAGAUCAACAAGAAACCGAACCUGGUGGGCAAACCCGGAGAAACCGACAAAGUCAACAGCCUCAAACAGAGUGUCGACUUACCCCUCCUCAAGACUAAAGUCCCAACCUCCCCCACCGCCAAACCCACCAAACCGGAGCGCAGACAGACCACCACCACCACCGCCGCGCCCACGCCCACCGCAACUCGACAGGAAACCUGGGAGGAGUCCGACCUGUUCAAAGCGCAGCCCACCUCCGACCUUGACGCUCUGGGCAAGAAGCGCUACGUCGCGCCCCAUGUGGUCUACAAAACCGGGAAGAAGCCAGACGAGCCGUGCUCCAUCACCUCCUCCCUGAACUUCUUCCCUGAGAGCGAGCCCGGAGAGACGAAUGUGACGGCGCCGCCCAGGAGUCCACCUUCCAACCUCACCGUGGUGACGGUGGAGGGAUGUCCCUCCUUCGUCAUCCUGGACUGGGAGAAAACGGACAACGACACCACUGAGUAUGAAGUCAUCUCCACGGCUAAAGGGCCAGACGGCGAGCAGGUUUCCAUCCUGACCACCAACCAGACGCACACGGCGGUGGAGAACCUGAAACCGGAAAGCAGCUACGAGUUCAAAGUGAAGCCCAAGAAUGAGCUGGGCACCGGUCCCCCCAGUGAACCUGUGUCCUUCAACACCGAGUCGGCUGAUCCUCGGGUGAGCGAGAACGUCUCUGGAAAAGAUGCCAUCUGGACUCAGUUCCCCUUCAAGACCGACUCGUAUUCUGACUGCCAUGGGAAGCAGUACGUGAAGAGGACCUGGUACCGCAAGUUUGUUGGUGUCCAGCUCUGCAACUCUCUGCGUUACAAGAUCUACCUGAGCGACUCUCUCAAUGGUAAAUUCUACAACAUUGGGGAUCAGACGGGUUUCGGUGAGGACCACUGUCAGUUCGUAGACUCGUUCCUGGAUGGACGAACGGGUCGUCAGCUCCAAGCGGACCAGCUGCCCUCCAGAGCAGGUUUUUAUCGGGCCGUCCGUCAGGAGCCGGUUCACUUCGGACAGAUCGGCGGUCGCUCUCACAUCAGCUACGUUUCCUGGUACGAGUGCGGGACGCCCAUCCCAGGGAAAUGGUAGAGAGCGACAACUUCCUGUGGAAGCGAGCUGGGGACGAGCGGCAUGGCCAACAUGGCCGCUGUGGCACCGUGCGGACUGAGAGAGGCUGGACAUUGUUUCAUGGAGGGAAGCUGGCUCCCCGAUUGUCUUCGUCGUCACGCCGCACGAUAUUUAUCAGGAAGAACGCCACAGUCUCUUCACGGCAGGCAGCGGCACAGACACCUAAAACACUCAUUUUCUCUGAGGAACAUUCUGGCAUGGCCACAAUGGACGCCGCCGCUCCAUCCAUAAGGCGCACGCCGUCUGCCAGCAUAUAGCUACACGUUCGCCGGAGGCUUCCUGCAGUUUGCACAGCAGAAAUGUUUUUAUAUGUAUAUGAAGACAGUGUAUUUUAGUCACAACAUUUCUGCCACUGCUUUUGUCUCCUUAAUAUGACAGAAACGUACGACUGGAGUUUGUAUAAAAUUUCGGUGCGGACCGACAUGGCGGCAAACGUUCUGAUUCUCACAGCUGGCUGAGUCGAGGUGAUUUAAACACAUGCUGUAAUAUUUCGUUAUUUUCCAGAAAACAUUGUGCAGCUCCAAGACUUUCACCUCCUUCCUGUACAGUGUGGCGGAGUGACGUACUGUGCCUUUAACUCUUAGUAUUGUUGUUAUUGUUAACGAGCAGGGAUCAUUUGAACACAAAGAAGUGCUUUGUAAAAAAUCAGUCUGAAUGUAUUUCUGUUUUGAAUAUGAACAUGUUUUUUUUUUUAAUAAAAUUUGAAUAAUUCAAGUCACA